Molecule: messenger RNA, 726 nt
Organism: Kazachstania africana CBS 2517
Lineage: Eukaryota; Fungi; Ascomycota; Saccharomycetes; Saccharomycetales; Saccharomycetaceae
Gene: PET130
Product: Pet130p
Exons: 1
Coding region: 1-726 (241 amino acids)
Source: RefSeq, a predicted model, not a curated record
AUGAAACUUACAUUAAAGAAAGUGGGUGAAAAGGCAUUAUGUCCAGGAAUUGAUUCCGUACAUUUAAUAACUUCGAUAGAUCAGAAACCAAAAGGUGUUUGUGGACCAGUGUUAAGAUAUGUAAGUUCGAAUAGAUUGUAUUCUAAAGAAUCUAGCAUUUAUAAAUCAUCAUAUUUCCAAUUAAGAUACUAUCCACCAAACCAUUUUAUCUCAAUAUUUAGGAAAUCGAAACCUGCAGUAAAUAUCAGAUUUCAGCAUGGGGUGUCAUUUUUAUCUGGUUCAUCUAGAUAUUUACAGGAGUUGUACGCUCAGCGGAAAUCGAUAGUACCUUCAUCUUUCGCAGUUUGGAGAAGAACGUUGACUGUCAAGAUAAAGGAUAUAUUCGUUGAUGAAUGGUAUAAAUUAGGUGGUACCAAAUCUGUUGAUGAGGCAAACAAGUUGGGGGAAGAAGCCUUCAUGAAACAAGAUGGCUCAAACAUUGCUAAAGAUGGAGUUUACAUGUUCCAGAUAUUCAAUUAUCCUGACCCAAGUAAUAUGGACAGAUUUGAAGAAGAGAUCAGGAAAGCACUUGGUAUGGUGGCGAAAAAGUCUUGGAAUGAGCUAUUUAAGUCACAAGCCAAGAAUAAAAAUUGGGUUGAGGAGGUCAAUGGUAAGCUAAACAUUGGUAUGUUAAAUGCUGCGCUACGUUUUGAAAGAGUACCAUAUAGAUUAAUAAGGAAAACCUAA